AUGUCCACAAUAGUCUCCAACAUCUUUUCCACCAUCGUUUCCUUCGUCAACGGCAUCAAAUACGGAUUCGCGUCGGGAUGCGAGAUCGUGGAGUGGUUAUGCACGUACGGAGGGCCCGCCUUCGGGGCGAUAGCUCGCUACAUCAACAAAAAUAGCGAAGCGCCAGUUGUUCUGCGAAAUCGUAGCGGAGGAAAGUUGAUCAGCGACAUGGAGGCUCAACACUCACCAGCCAACGACGCCGAUUUCGAGGAACUCAUCCGCGUUCGCCAGGAGAUUAAAACCCUGAAAAAAAUUCUCGACAAUCGAAGCGCACGUACUCGGCCUGGUACAUCGGAAGCGCACGAAAUUCAGCUCGACCGCUUCGAACUUGAGCGCAAGAAAGUUCUCAACGAUAUCGCGAUCGAGGCCCAAAUACGUGCCACCUACCCUGCGCGAGCCCUGUAUCUCGCAAUGUGCGAGACAUACGAUGUCGCUCCUGUCCGCACCGACUAG
Messenger RNA from Psilocybe cubensis, 492 nucleotides. RefSeq lists its product as uncharacterized. NCBI's taxonomy places the organism in Eukaryota, Fungi, Basidiomycota, Agaricomycetes, Agaricales, Agrocybaceae. The record is from RefSeq and is a predicted model, not a curated record. Bases 1 to 492 code for a protein of 163 amino acids. The transcript is spliced from 2 exons.